Molecule: messenger RNA, 1621 nt
Organism: Aspergillus candidus
Lineage: Eukaryota; Fungi; Ascomycota; Eurotiomycetes; Eurotiales; Aspergillaceae
Exons: 1
Coding region: 176-1558 (460 amino acids)
Source: RefSeq, a predicted model, not a curated record
CGGUGACUUGUGAUGAUCCAGCUGGCCUCUAAAAUGCAAAUAUAAUCUAAUUACUUCCUGUCAUUUCUCUCUCUAGUCUCUAGACACUCUUUCUUUCCUUUGGUCCAAAUCAUUGAUUUCCUUCCAGGUCGUUUUGUUUAUCUAAUGUGCAGUAGCUUCCAACUCCCCAAGCAACAUGUCCACACUGUUACCACCAACCCUCAACCAAAGCUUGCAGACUUUACCUGCUAGCUCGCUCAACACCUAUCAGGAUCCCUUGCUCUACAUUGGCCGUCAGGCAAAGCACAUCCAGCGUAAUUUGCAGGUUCUAAUCGAUGCCCAAAGUGAAGGCCUCCUAGCUGGCCUCACCGACUCUCCACAGCAGAGCGUAAGCUCCCCGUCAAAUGGCAGUUUCAGCCCGACCCCCGACUCGAGUCGCACCCUGACAGCCCCGUCUACCGUGCCGGUCAGACAGCCGAAGAGGGAGAAGAUUGGACUGCGCGCCGCCCGGGAAGGCAUCUUCAAGUCCAUCUAUGACCUGCUGAAACUGAGGGAGGAAGAACGGGAGGUACUCACGUUUCGGGUGGGUGAAAGGAAGGAUGCACUGAAGGAUAUCGAUGGAUUUUGCAAAAAGCAGGCAGGGCUGGAGGAGGCGAUCCUGACGAUCGAGAAUGAUCGAGAAAGCCAGCGCUCCCGGGAAUUACGCGAGGAGGAACAUAGGCUCGAAGCGGACAUCCAUGAACUGGAGAACAAGCUCUCCCAGAUGAAAGCACGGCAUCGGCAAGUGACGCAGGAAUUAUCACAUGUGGAGAAUACCGUGGAAUCGAAGUUGUCGUCCUACAAAGCUUCUCUGUCUAUCCUGGAGUCGGAUAUCCACCAGUUCCUCGCAAGUCCGCCGGUCGGGCCCCAGGCGACCGACCAAAAUGAGCAAACGUUUUAUUCCCUCAACCCCCAACGCCGGACCCUCAACAUGGCCCAAGAAUACUGGAAGGAAGAGCAGUCGGCGUUGCGCAGGCGACAAGGGGAAGUCGACUCGGAGAUCGCGGCGCUCGAGGAAGGGGGUGGUGUGUGGAAGCAAGUCGUCUGGGAGGUGUCGGGCUUUGAGAGGCGCUUGAAAACUGCCAUGCGCCGUUCUGUCCAGACCCAAUCGCAACUUCUUCAACCUAGUGGACCGUCUGGGAGUAAAUCGGAGGAAGACAACGUACGUGGAAUCCUGGAAGAUUUAGGAAGCACCGCAGAACGCGUGGGACAACAUCUGAGGCUAGCGGAGAGCAAGGAUUGGCGGUUGCUCGUCUGCUGCAUUGCCACCGAGCUGGAAGCUCUGCGGGAAGCGCGGGGUUUGCUCUUGAACGCUUUUGGUGUCUCGGAUGAGUCUGAAGAUGAGAAGGGCAAGGAGCCUCGAGCUCACAGUGAGACUGAUCGAGAUAUUGAUUCCUGGGCGGAUCCCCUUGGUGUCGACAAUCCUGAGCCCCCAGAGGAUUUAUUGAGGGACACAGACGCGCAUUCUCACAGCACGGGGUUUAAAUCGGAAGACGAGGACGAUGAACCUGACCCAGCGUGGCUACUCCCAGAAACCUGAGUAUAGAUUAGACAAUUCAAUAUAGACUAGUGUGAAGUAUAUAUAUUCCGGCAGCAAUGCAUA